Messenger RNA from Aureobasidium uvarum, 2367 nucleotides. NCBI's taxonomy places the organism in Eukaryota, Fungi, Ascomycota, Dothideomycetes, Dothideales, Saccotheciaceae. The record is from the annotation of a GenBank genome assembly.
AUGGUGGAGCAGGACUCGCGCAGCAGCUUGCGACACAUCCUCGCCGACGAGCCCGCUGGACAAGAAUCCCGACCAGCACCGCCAACAACUCCAGCAUCCGCACCAGCGAUACGAGCCACAUCGGCAGCGGCUACGGGCGACCACGAAGCAUCGCCAGCACCUAAGGGCGACAAGGACGACGAAAAUGAGGCAGAGACUCCAUUGUACACAUCGACGACGCAGACAACGCGGCGCAAUGCGAAUGGCAGCGUGUCGUCAGUCUACUCGGGAAACAAGAUCCGCCAUCUGAAAAAGGAGGACGGCGUACCGCUAUGGCGCAAAGACAUCCAGUACGACUUCCUCGACAUCGUCUUCAAGGAUGACCACCGCGUCUUUACCCGCUACUCGGACAACACAAAGGGCCACACGUUUGCCGAAAUCUACGUCGACGCCAUGGCAAAGAGCAGCAAGUGCAGCAAGAUCCUCAAGGAGAAGCUGAAGGAAGACUUCGACUCGGCCAUCACCAUGGCCAUGGUCUGCCUGCUGGUCAACGUUGGCCGUAUGAACACAACUCUGAACUUCUUCCCCGAGAUGCGCGCUCAACUACGUACCUACCAUUCGAUUCCUGCCCUACAGGCACAUCAAGAUCCCAACGCCUACAAGCAACUGCAAGACGCGCCACGUUUGAAGUCCAUCCUCAAAGGUGCUACCGAAGACACGCCACAGCCAGGUACAAUCGAAGACAUUAGACAGGCUCCGAUACCACGGACCAACCCUGUCAAUCUGAUCUUCGUCCUGUCACAAUAUGCGCCCAAGAUCUCGGAACUCCACUUCAAUCAUCCUCGCGACUUCUUCGACCUCGUCAUGCGACCCAGCCUGAGCAGCAGAAGCAGAGCAACGGCAUUCCUCUGGCUCAUGUGGUGGUACCUCGAGAGCGACUUCUCCAAUGAGUCUGCUCUCAGUAACCCAUUCGGAGCAGGCUGCGAGCCAGAAGGCGGUGGUCAGCCAAUCAAAGUCCCCUCGCUUGAGAGUUUGACAGAGGAACAGGCUGCUCUGGAGAAUGUUGACAGUCAAGAAGAGAAGGAGUACGGGGAACAGAAGCGCAAGGAACGAAUUGCAAUUGUGGCAAGCGAACCGAGUCCUGCCAUGACAGCUCUCAAACGCGCGCGAAAAGAACAAAAAGAACGCAGCUUGUUUGCGGCGGGUCUCGGUGAUGCAAACUCAGAUGCUGGAACCAAGACCCCCAGCCGCGACUUUGACUCACCAGCACCACAUGAACACGAGAUUCGUCACUUGGCUUCACCAUCCGUGGGCACACCACAAGCUGCAGCACUGCCCAAAAAAGGCGCUGGACGAGGUAACCGGAACACCAACUUACACCACCCUUUCUUGCUACCCAACCCUGUUCACACAUCCCCUCCUGCCCCUCCUACCGUGCCGGAUGGCGUCUAUCUGCAGGCCCAACGAGGCCACGUCCCGACAUCUCCGUACCAACUCCAGACUCGGAACCGUCCGCUGACAUCACACCAAAAAGCAGUCAGCGAUUACCGCCGUGUGCGAAUCAACCAGAUCCUCGAUACCGGUAUCAGGCGACGCCACAUAGCAGCCAAACGUCAACGUCAAGAAGAGGGUAUACUACUACGGGCCUGGAAGCGCAUUCGCAUGCUGCCUUCAGGCUGGGACAGUGAAGAUGAAGGCACAGCCGACAAAGGUAAAGAAGACGCCAAAGAUAAGGACAAGGAUGAUGGCGGCUCCGGCAAAGGAAAGUCAAAAGAGGAAGAGAAGGCUGCCGCUGCGCUUCGUCGUGCUGCUGGCGGUGUGCGUAUUCUUGGAGGAUUCGCUCUGCCACUCACCGACAAGGAGCUCGAGCAAGAGAAGCAGCGUCCGCUAAACAGCAUUGCCAACGUGGCAAGAGACGAUGUAGGCGAGGAGGCACUGUUCUUCUCUCGAGCCUUCUCGCUUGGAAUGGUUUCACUCGACCGCGAAGAAAAUGCAGAUGCCGAGGGCAGUCUGUUACUCCCAUCACCGCCACUCAAGCCUGUUGACGACAUGGAAGACGAACGAGAGUUGCAAGCCAUGGACGAACUAGCUGCCACGAUUGUCAAACCCAGACAAGGCAGGAAGAGUCGUGGCGGAGGUGGAGGUGCGAGCAGGAAAUCCAAAGGUGGCGCGAGUAAGCUGGCGGAAGAAGCGAAGGAUGAAACACCAGGCGGCUCGAGGCUCUCUACCGCACGAGCAGACAACGAAGCAGAAGAUGAAGAUAUGCAUGACGAGGGCAAUGUCACCAUUGGCCCUAGUGCAGAGUUGGACGAUGAUGAAAGAGAGCUGCUCGGCGAGGCGGACACGGAAGAUGAAGAGGAAGACGAGGAUAACAUGGAUGAGGACUGA